UCCAGCUUCAUCCAUGUUCCUACAAAGGACAUGAACUCAUCUAGGAUGCAUUUCUAUUCUUUUACUAAUCGCCUUGAAACUUAAAAUAGUUACUCAGUAUUUCUCUUCUAAACAUGCCUGCUUUAUCCCCAUCCAAGCCUGCUGUAACCACAUAUUGAACACCCCCAAACCUUGCUCAAGCUGAUCUUACUAUUUUUGUCUUAAAUUUUAACCACUUUUAAAUGCAUAAAAUUAUGUAUGAUAUGUAAUUAUGAAUUACAAAUAAUUAAAUGGACUUAUUUUUAAAAACAUGAUUGAAGAAAUUCUCUUUUCUCGCAAUCUCUUUUCUAAGACUAAAUGAGGUCCCAGUGCUUGCAUGGCACAUGGUAGGUUCUCAAUAAAUGAAGCACACUUCCCAUACCCCUCCACGUAAACAGUUGUCUCUUUAAACCUAGACACGAGUGCUCAGCAGGCAUGUAUUUUUCUGGGUUGGAUUCAUUUCAUGGACUGUUGUCAAAGACUGACCCCUUUAUGUUAAUUUUCUGAAUACUGUACUUGACUGUGUUGCAAGCUAAACAGUACAGGAUUAAAUGUUCUCAUUUCUGAGCUGUGAAGUGUUGAAACUAAUCAAGUAAUGAAGGCAGAAUGUCUGUCCUGUGGGAGAAUAAUCAGCCAGUCUAUGUUGCUCCCACUCUUGGCUGCCGAUUGGAAUGCAGCUGUUAAGGCAGUUGUUUAACUGUUCGUCCAACUUGAAAGGACACUGCCAAAUGGCAAAUAUUUUCUAUAACAACAUUUUACUUUUGCUAAGAACAUUAACAGUGCAUUUUAUUGCGCUCCAAUGGCAUGCCAAACAUGACAGAUUUAUUACUAUCAGGUUCACAACCUGGACUGAACAUGGAUGCUCAUUUCCAUUUUUAAUAUAUUUAGAAAAAGAAUAAAUAGGCUCCCAAAGGAAGCCUCUAGACAAAACAUCUCUACAGCUUAAUUAUUUGUUGAAAUGACAGCAUAUUAACUUGAGAAAAUGAAAUAUCUCGAAAGGAAAGUUGAGAACCUAGAAAUAUCAAAGGAAAAAAGAAGGUUUAAGUAUUAUAAAUCUCUCUAAUGUGGCCUAAGUGAGACUUAACUCCUACUUGUCCAGGACAGGUGAGGGCAGCAGUAACACAAGGAAAUAUGUCAUCUGGUGAAUCCCCUGCAAUUUAUGGGUCCCAGGACUUCUGAGUCAUGCAGUUAAUCUACAUUGUUAAUGAUAAUGUUGACACUAAGUACUUAACAAACAAUUACGUUGAAUUUGACAGACUGUGAACCAGGUGAGGUGGGGUGGGAGGUUAUCAGCUGUUAUUUAAUGGUAAAACCUGUGUGCUAAAUGUAGGCAGUCAAAAUUAAGAAAACACAUUCAAAUGUAAAAGUACAGCUUUUUAUUAGAAGUCAGCAAUAACUGCCACUCACAGUAGUUAGUGUGUAAUCCCCACAAACAUUUAUCAAGACUGCAGAGGUGAGGGGUUGAGGGGAGGUGCAUUUUCGCUUAUUAAACCCCAACAGCCAAAGCUGAAGCAGAGAUGUUUUUGAAGGUGAACUGGUUAAUCAAAGGCAUGACCCAUGGAGAUUCUGAUCGACUUUUUCUCUACUAUUUACUAGAUGUUAAUUAAAUCACAAAUGACAACAGUCUAAUAGCAAAAUGCAUGCAUUUCUACAGAGUCCACAUGAUUUCUUGGACAAAGGUAGACAAAGUUCCACAUGCUGGGUAAUGGUCACUGAGGGCAUCAAGCUUUGUGAUCCUCUUUUUCAGGGAUACAGAAAAACAGCAAAUGCAAAUCAUGGAUGAAAUUUAUAAGAUCACUUCCACAGAAAGGGUCCAGCUGUUGGAGAAAAAACUGGCUGUGCAACUGACUGAACUGAAGUCUGAGAUAGAAGAGCAGGGAGCUCUUCAGGGAAAAACUAAUCGAGUUUACAGCUCUGUUCAAACGCCAAAGGAUAUUUAUUACUUUAGAAGAGAGAGGGAACUGGCACUGAAGAAAACCUUACAGGUGGCCGAGUCGAAGUCCUUUGUUGUUCAGGCAGACAUCAUGCAGAGGGAGCUAGAGAGCUGCCUAAGAAGGGAGUACACCCCUGAAAAUUUACCUUUGCUUCUGUUGCAGUAUUACACAGAAAGAAUUACCCAGCUGGCCCAGAGUAAAUAUUUACACAUGCUUAGGUGGAAGAGGUUUUGCCAACACAGUAAGAUCAUGGAGCAACUUUAUCCUCUUUACAAGAAACAAGUUGGCCACAUUAUGCAGGAGUACAAUGAUGCCCUUCAGAGAGCUGAAAGAUUGUCUGUUGCUCGAGAAAACUUCCUCAUGGGAAAAAACAAUCCUCCUAACUUAGUGACACAGGAAGAUCUGACUAUUUACACAAAGUGGUUAGUGUGCCACCUGCAGUCUCUCAGGACUGUUCACCAGCACCUGCAGGUAUGUGAAGCACAGUGACGUGAUGAUGUGGCGCCCUUCCAGGGAUGAUCAGUACAUUGUUUUCUCACAUCUGUCACUUAGUUUUAGAUUGUCACUGUUUCAGGACUCCACCUGCCCUACAAAUGACAGAAACAUAAUGGGUCACUGGAUUUCUCUUUGAAACCUUAGACAUUUUUCUCUUUUGUAACUUUAUUCUACUGAAAUAAUUAAUUUAGCUUUCUCAAAGAUGUCUCUGUUGUACUAUUUCCUAUUCACUCUGUAAGUUCUUGUCUUCAUCAUCUUGUUCAGAAUUUAUGCUCUCCGAUUUAGAUCCACUUUUUAAAUAUUAGGUAAUGUUUAAUGAGGGUCUAACAUGUGCCAGGUACUUGUCCUAGGCAUGCAGCAAGGAUACGGCCUUUGCUGAAAAGUAACUGGGUCCUCGGCUGGUAGGAAGUUAGGUAAGUAAAUAUUCAACUGAAAUACAAUGGGGUAACAAAGCACAGGAUAAGUAUAAGUAUAGGGUAAAGAGAGUCACAGAGAGGCCCUAAGUCAGGCUAGAGGCGUCAGAAAGGAGUAACAUGAUCACAUUUCCAUUUUGGAAAGAUUAUUGUUUUUCUACACACAUCUUUCCCUACUUCUCUUUGCCUUAGCUCAGAGACACCAUCAUCUACGGAAUUGCCCAAAUCAGAAACCUGGCUUCAUCCUUUCCCCACACCCAGCCAGCCACUAUGGGCUCUGCCUCUGAUACAUUUCUCACCAGUCACAUGGUGUUAUAACAAUCUGCUUGUAAGUCUGGGUCUUCUAGUAAACCGUGAGCUCUUUGAGGUUGUAUCCUGUCUUAUUCCUCUUUGUAUCCCUAGCACCUCACAAGUGCCUUGUCCAUUUUGGAUCCUUGAUCAAAGUAGACCUGUUUGGAGGUUAAAGCCACUCAGAGUCUGUAACAGUACUAGGUCUCCGAGCUCCUAAUAUAGCCCCUCAUCAUUGGGCAGGUUACUGAGACUCCACCUCUACUUCUGUUCUUCUCUCCCAAAGCAAAGGGCUGCUCCUGAACCUGAGUCUGGAAGCUUCUGUGAGAAUUGUGUUUAUGUUUGGCCUCUUGGUCUUGCCCUUCUGUAGGCCCAUCAGUAUUUGCCCAUCUCCAAAGUGCUAAGUGUAGCUGUCAACCAAGUCACUGAAGUUGGUCAGAAAAAUGAAAAGGUCUGUGUCAAUGACAUUGACCCUGACAUUCAGGGUUCUGUGUCUCCUGACCCUGUGGAUACCAGCAUUUCUGGUAAGAAAUUAGUCUUCUUUCCCCUCGGGUAAUGUGGAGCAAAGAAGAUUGUAAUUUUAGACUUAUGCUGGUUGUCCCAUGAUCUUGCUAAAAAUUGUUCUAUAUACCAAAAGGUUUUAUCUUCUUAAUAGACAAGUCUUAAUUUAAUAUUUUCAGAUGGGAAAAAAUAACAAACACUUUUUAAGACAUGUUUUAAUCUCUGUCUUUAUAAUUAGCAAGUUAAGAGUGAGAGAAAAAAAUGGACUUAAAGUCAGCAGUACUGGGCUCUAGGCUUGUUCCUGUCCUGGCCUCACUGUGGGCCUGAAUUUCAUCUCCUUGGCCCUCAAUUUGGUCAUCUCCAUAAUACACCUUCAGAAUCAGUGAUCUCUAAGGCUCCUUGCAGUUUUCAUAUUACACAAAUCUAAAAUAAUUUCUUCAUCUGAAUAAAAUUAAUGCAGUUUUCCUAUUCUUACCUUGUGUUAUAGAUGACUAAGAAACCUGACAAGAUUUCUACUCUGAGUGACAUUCUUGCUUGGAUGCACAGAGUGUCCCGGGAGUGCCUGGGAGAGGUAGCCAACCCCAGCUGUGGGGCAUCUGAGAAGGCUUCUUGAAGGAGGGGAGUUCAAACGGUCCUUAGAGAUGAGGGGGAGCUAGCUAUGUGAAAGCAGCUGAAGGCUCUCACCUUCUUCUAAUUUGUUGGAUAAAUUUAUAAAUAAUGUUCUUCAUUUACCACAAAACAGACAAUUCUGCUCCAAGUCAUUCCCCAAAAGGUCUGUUGGGUUUCUCCUGUAGGCUGUGAGAUGGCAAGGAGUCCUUGCUGCCUCCUGCAAAAGCCCAGCUCCAAGAAUUUGUCAGAUCCACCUGGCCAAGUAGGGUGCAGACUGUAAAUUGCGGCAGAAAAUGUUGGCAAAGGAGCAGAAUGGGCAUCCCAUCAGUAGAGGAGCUCCUACUUCUAGCUGUCUCAAAGGACUGUCCAUUUUCUCUCCCUGACAGUAUUCAUUGGUCUUAAUGCUCUUGAUUUUGGUUUUCCUCAGGGCCAAUGAGAACAGAAGCUGCUUUUGUCCUCCCCCAACACACAACAGAAACAGGAGAACUGAAACUUCAGCUGAAGCUCCUGCUCUCCCAUUUCGAUAUCCCAUAUGACGUGGAAGAGCUAUGGGACUCUGCUAAGGAAAUGAAACUUUUUUCCUUGGUUUCCCAAAAAUUUCAAAGCAUCUUCAUGAAGCAACAGAGAUUGCAAACGUUUCCAGACUAUGAAGCUGGAAUAGUUAAAGCAGAUAAUUUGGGUUUGGCAGGACCCAGAAUGACCCUGAAAAAGAGAGCCAACUGGAUUUCCUUCAUAAAGAUCAAGCCAAACUGUGAUCCGUGGCAAAGGAAGCUUUUGACUAAAUUAAAAGAACGGAGAAGAACAGAUGCAUUAUUGCAACUCCAAGCAAAAUUUUUGAAGAUUUCCAACCCUGAGCGAGUAAUGCAAGUGCUCCAAGAUCAUGCUGCAAAGAUAGUCAUGCUGGCUCCACAUCAUCCAUCCUUUGUGGCUUCCCAGGGUUUGCAUCAGUGCGACUAUGACCAAGUCUGGGAGAAUAUUUACAGCAACAUCAACCUCUGUCAG
Messenger RNA from Chlorocebus sabaeus (green monkey), 5260 nucleotides. Lineage: Eukaryota; Metazoa; Chordata; Mammalia; Primates; Cercopithecidae. The record is from RefSeq and is a predicted model, not a curated record.